AUGAAAUUGGCAAUACCGCCGAGAUUCAAGAGUGCCAAGAUACCACCGUACGACGGAAGUCAAGACCCGGAGGCCCAUUUAGAGGCUUUCAAGACCGAAAUGUUGUUCAAUGGGAUAACUGGACCUAUCAAGGCCAGAAUCUUCGCGACGACGUUAACAGGCCAGGCAAUGGCCUGGAUAACCAGGCUUCCCAGGAACUCGAUUGACUCGUUCGAGGACCUAGCCCGAACUUUCUGGUUCAAAGAUGCCGCCCUAAAGGUUUGGAAUUUAACUGAGCCAGUACACUUGCAUCUGAUCAUCUCGGGAUUAGAUGGCGAUUCUCCACUGGCAAAGCCAAUUUACAAGAACCCGGUCAAUGACCUGGAGGAGUUCCGACGAAGGUCGGACAAGUACAUUGACGUGGAGGACAUGCAGAAGGCUUAUGGGGAAUCCAGAGGUCGAAGCCCGAAUCACAGGAGUCCAAGCAAGAAAAACAAAGACCGAGAUCAACGAGGGGCGAAGAAGGGAAAGGACACUCGAGAGAAUAGGUCGGAUAACCGAUCCCCAAGGAGCAAAUAUGAUGAUUACACGCCUUUGAACAUGUCCAGGAUUAGGAUAUGGAAAGAGGUGGCCCAGACUGAAAUGCGCAAUGUCGAGAUACCUCGACCCCUGAAGGCCAAGAGUGGAUUGGAUAGAAACAAAUAUUGCGCUUUCCAUGACCAGAACGGUCACAUCACGGAUGACUGUUGGGACCUCCGAGAUGCCAUCGAGAAACACAUCAGAGAUGGGAAAUUGAAACAAUACAUCAUCAGAACUCAGGGCAAGAAAAAUAAUAAGCGAAGGCGGAGAAGCCGGAGCCUAAGUCGGAGCCCGAAGAGAAAGGAUAGAAAGGAUCAGAGACAAGACCGCCCUACAAAGGGCAAAGAGGUCGAAGAUAAAUAUGAGGUUUUUCAGGAAGCCGAAUUUGAGUGCAAUGUGAUAAGCGAAGCUCUGGGUGGAGGAGGAGACACGUCCAACGCAAGAAGAAAGUACCUGAAGGAGGUUAUGUCAGAGGAACUAGAAAUGGUUGUACCCGGAAACACUGACGGCUUAGUGAUCACUGGAGUGCUAGUCAACUGCCGGGUUAAGAGAAUCUUUAUUGAUCACGGGAGCUCGGCAGAUAUACUUCUCUGGGACGCUUUUCAAAGGAUGAACCCGGACGAGAAGGACUUGAAACCAUGCAUCACCGAGCUGGUCGGAUUCAAUGGAGUGUCAUCCCCCCCAAAGGGCUACAUUGAUUUGAAGCUGACCUUAGGGACGAAGGACUCAUUCCGUGCUGGAAGGGUUCGUUUCAUCGUAGUAGACACCGAGUCGUCCUACAAUGUGAUCAUUGGUCGACCUACAAUACACGACUGA
Messenger RNA from Gastrolobium bilobum, 1374 nucleotides. RefSeq lists its product as uncharacterized. The record is from RefSeq and is a predicted model, not a curated record. The transcript is spliced from 3 exons. NCBI's taxonomy places the organism in Eukaryota, Viridiplantae, Streptophyta, Magnoliopsida, Fabales, Fabaceae. The coding region runs from base 1 to 1374 and encodes 457 amino acids.